AUGGCUUCCGCGAGGAACGACCCCGCGCGUCCGGAGGGGGCCAACUCGUCGAAGCAGGGUCAGGGCCAGGGACAGAGCCAGGGACAGAACCAAGGCCCUCCGGACGAGGCUAACAAAAAACCAUCUCAACCGCAUCCGUCGUUCAUACAGGUUGCUAAACCCUAUGUCUUUGAGCAGACCAUCCAGGAAUGCCUCGCCGCGACGGGUGUCGAUCCCCAGAGGGAGGACAGCAUCCGGAUCCAAGGCGUUACCUGGAUUGACAACGUGCGCAAGGCGCUCCAUUUACCCGUCCGUACGUACAACACGGCAUGCGUGUAUUUCCACAAAUUCAGGCUUGUCCAUGCGGACAACCACUACAACUACAUGGUUGGUAUUUGCUGUCAUUGUCCCGAUCAGGUGACUGACUGCCGACAGGAUGCUGCCGCCGCGGCCUUGUUCACGGCGUGCAAGAUCGAGGACACGCUGAAAAAGUCGCGCGAGAUUGUCUGUGCGGCGUACAAUCUCAAGCUGCCUCCAGCGGAGCAUCUGGCUCCGGACGAUUCGCUGUUCGACGCCCAUUCCAGAGGCAUCAUCAUCCUGGAAAGGCUGAUGCUGGAGGCGUCUGGCUUCGACUUUCGCAACCGCCAUCCCCAGAAACUGCUCGUCAAGCUGUGCAAGCGCUACGGCGUGCAGAGGGACGAUGAAGUCGGCCUCGUCGCUUACUGUGUCUCUCUCGACUUGUACCGCACGUUCGCGCCUCUCAAGCAGACCACGGCCACCAUGGCGUUUGCCUGUCUCGAGCUGGCUUCUCGGCUGGUCGGUGCUGGGCUGGACGAUGUCGAGUCUGGCAAAGACUACGAGAAUUGGAAGAUAGGCCGCGCAGAGGUCAUGGAAACGCUGCUCGACCUGCUGGACCUCUACACCAACCACCGCACCAACACGGCCGUCGGACCUGAAUUCCCUCUGGAGGCCUUCCUCACUAUCCGCAUCCCUCUCAACCAGGAGGCUGAAUCAAAGAACCUCCCACGAUAUACUUUCUGGAAGGAAAAAGAGAAAGAGAAAGAGAAAGACAACCUCUUCUCCAACGGAUCCAAGCAUCACCAUCACCACCACCAUAAAAACCCCACUCCCAAAGGCAAGGAGAAAGACGGCGGAGACAGAGACACCCGCCCCGCCAACCCCCUCACGCCCAUCUCUGCCAACGGCGAGAAACCCAACCUCAACGAGCGCGGCCGCGACGGCACCGUCCGCUUCAUGCUCGACCCGGACCGCGCCGAGGCGGAGAAGAGGGUCGUUUCGGAGUACUUUCGAGAGGAGGUGGAGGAGUAUGUUGUUGAUGAGGAGUAG
Rasamsonia emersonii CBS 393.64 is the source of this 1326-nucleotide messenger RNA. Its product is annotated as Cyclin. The transcript is spliced from 4 exons. Gene Ontology annotation, cellular component: cyclin/CDK positive transcription elongation factor complex; nucleus. Gene Ontology annotation, biological process: positive regulation of DNA-templated transcription, elongation; regulation of transcription by RNA polymerase II. Bases 1 to 1326 code for a protein of 441 amino acids. The record is from RefSeq and is a predicted model, not a curated record. NCBI's taxonomy places the organism in Eukaryota, Fungi, Ascomycota, Eurotiomycetes, Eurotiales, Trichocomaceae. Gene Ontology annotation, molecular function: cyclin-dependent protein serine/threonine kinase activator activity.